Messenger RNA from Carlito syrichta (Philippine tarsier), 3294 nucleotides. Its product is annotated as electrogenic sodium bicarbonate cotransporter 1. The coding region runs from base 211 to 3294 and encodes 1027 amino acids. Gene Ontology annotation, molecular function: solute:inorganic anion antiporter activity; sodium:bicarbonate symporter activity; monoatomic anion transmembrane transporter activity. Lineage: Eukaryota; Metazoa; Chordata; Mammalia; Primates; Tarsiidae. The transcript has 20 exons. Gene Ontology annotation, cellular component: basolateral plasma membrane; plasma membrane. The record is from RefSeq and is a predicted model, not a curated record. Gene Ontology annotation, biological process: regulation of intracellular pH; bicarbonate transport; transmembrane transport.
GCCAUAAGUGGGGAGGGAGGGAAUAUCGUGUGGUUGGACCUCAGCUCAUCUGAGGGCUAAAGGUUCUUUGUCACACACCACACAGGAUUGGAGUGCUGUCCUUCUGGAGAGUGGUGGAGAGCUGAGAUACAGUUUGGAACCAAAGGAGUAGAGAAGGGCUUGGAUUUCUUUUGGCUUUAGAUUGGGGAUUAGGGAGGUUUAGCAAGAAAGAUGUCCACUGAUAAUGUGGAAGGGAAGCCCAGUGACCCUGGGGAGAGAGGAAGAGCUCGGAGCUGCACUUUCAACAGGGUUGUCCAGCCAUUGUUUAACCACAGUAUUUUCACUUCUGCAGUCUCUCCGGCCGCAGAACGCAUCCGAUUCAUCUUGGGCGAGGAGGAUGACAGCCCAGCUCCCCCUCAGCUCUUCACGGAACUGGAUGAGCUCCUGGCUGUGGAUGGGCAGGAGAUGGAGUGGAAGGAGACAGCCAGGUGGAUAAAGUUUGAAGAAAAAGUGGAACAGGGCGGGGAACGAUGGAGCAAGCCUCAUGUGGCCACACUGUCCCUUCAUAGCUUGUUUGAGUUGAGGACAUGCAUGGAGAAAGGAUCCAUCAUGCUGGACCGGGAGGCUUCUUCUCUCCCACAGUUGGUGGAGAUGAUUGUUGACCAUCAGAUUGAAACGGGCCUAUUGAAACCUGACCUUAAGGACAAGGUGACCUAUACUUUGCUCCGGAAACACCGGCAUCAAACCAAGAAGUCCAACCUUCGGUCCCUGGCUGACAUUGGGAAGACCGUCUCCAGUGCAAGUAGGAUGUUUACCAACCCUGAUAAUGGUAGCCCAGCCAUGGCCCAUAGGAAUCUGACUUCUUCCAGUCUGAAUGACAUUUCUGAUAAACCAGAGAAGGACCAGCUGAAGAAUAAGUUCAUGAAAAAACUGCCACGUGAUGCAGAAGCUUCCAAUGUGCUUGUCGGAGAAGUUGACUUUUUGGAUACCCCUUUCAUUGCCUUUGUUCGGCUACAGCAGGCUGUCAUGCUGGGUGCCUUGACAGAGGUUCCUGUGCCCACAAGGUUCUUGUUCAUUCUCUUAGGUCCGAAGGGGAAAGCCAAGUCCUACCACGAGAUUGGCAGAGCCAUCGCUACCUUGAUGUCUGAUGAGGUGUUCCAUGACAUUGCUUAUAAAGCAAAAGACAGGCAUGACCUGAUUGCUGGCAUUGAUGAAUUCCUAGAUGAAGUCAUUGUCCUUCCACCUGGGGAAUGGGAUCCAGCAAUCAGGAUAGAGCCCCCUAAGAGUCUUCCAUCAUCUGAUAAAAGAAAGAAUAUGUACUCAGGUGGAGAGAGCGUUCAGAUGAAUGGGGACACGCCCCAUGAUGGAGGACAUGGAGGAGGAGGACACGGGGAUUGUGAAGAACUACAGAGAACUGGACGGUUCUGUGGUGGACUCAUUAAGGACAUCAAGAGGAAAGCACCAUUUUUUGCCAGUGAUUUUUAUGACGCUUUAAAUAUUCAGGCUCUUUCGGCCAUUCUCUUCAUUUAUCUGGCAACUGUAACAAACGCCAUCACUUUUGGAGGGCUGCUCGGGGAUGCCACUGACAACAUGCAGGGCGUGUUGGAGAGUUUCCUGGGCACUGCUGUCUCUGGAGCCAUCUUUUGCCUUUUCGCUGGUCAACCACUCACUAUUUUGAGCAGCACCGGGCCUGUCUUAGUUUUUGAGCGGCUUCUCUUUAAUUUCAGCAAGGACAAUGAUUUUGACUACCUGGAAUUUCGCCUUUGGAUUGGCCUGUGGUCAGCCUUCAUGUGUCUCAUCUUGGUAGCCACCGAUGCCAGUUUCUUGGUUCAGUACUUCACUCGUUUCACAGAAGAGGGUUUCUCUUCUCUGAUUAGCUUCAUUUUUAUCUACGAUGCUUUCAAGAAGAUGAUCAAGCUAGCAGAUUACUACCCCAUCAACUCCAACUUCAAAGUGGGCUACAAUACUCACUUUUCCUGUGCCUGUGUGCCACCUGACCCAGUUAAUAUCUCAGUAUCUAAUGACACCACUCUGGCCCCAGCGGAUUUACCAACUAUUUCUUCUACUGACAUGUACCAUAAUGCUACCUUUGACUGGGCAUUUUUGUCGAAGAAGGAAUGUUUGAAAUAUGGAGGAAAGCUCGUGGGGAACAACUGUGAUUUUGUUCCUGAUAUCACACUCAUGUCUUUUAUCCUCUUUUUGGGAACCUACACCUCUUCCAUGGCUCUGAAAAAAUUCAAAACUAGCCGUUAUUUUCCAACUACAGCAAGAAAACUGAUCAGUGAUUUUGCCAUUAUCUUGUCCAUUCUCAUCUUUUGUGUAAUAGAUGCCUUGGUAGGUGUGGACACUCCAAAACUAAUUGUGCCAAGCGAGUUCAAGCCAACAAGUCCCAACCGAGGUUGGUUUGUUCCACCGUUUGGAGGAAACCCCUGGUGGGUGUAUCUUGCUGCUGCUAUCCCUGCUUUGUUGGUCACCAUUCUGAUUUUCAUGGACCAACAAAUCACAGCUGUGAUUGUGAACAGGAAAGAACACAAACUCAAGAAAGGAGCUGGGUAUCACCUGGAUCUCUUUUGGGUGGCCAUCCUCAUGGUAGUAUGCUCUUUCAUGGCACUUCCGUGGUAUGUAGCUGCUACUGUCAUCUCCAUUGCUCACAUUGACAGUUUGAAGAUGGAAACAGAGACUUCUGCACCUGGAGAGCAACCAAAGUUUCUGGGAGUGAGGGAACAAAGAGUCACUGGAACCCUUGUGUUUAUUCUGACUGGUCUGUCAGUCUUUAUGGCUCCCAUCUUAAAGUUUAUUCCCAUGCCUGUACUGUACGGUGUGUUCCUCUAUAUGGGAGUAGCUUCCCUUAACGGUGUGCAGUUCAUGGACCGUUUGAAGCUGCUUCUGAUGCCCCUGAAGCAUCAGCCUGACUUCAUCUACCUGCGUCAUGUUCCCCUGCGCAGAGUCCACCUAUUCACGUUCCUGCAGGUGUUGUGCCUGGCCCUACUUUGGAUCCUCAAGUCAACUGUGGCUGCUAUCAUUUUUCCAGUCAUGAUCUUGGCACUUGUAGCUGUCAGAAAAGGCAUGGACUACCUCUUCUCCCAGCAUGACCUCAGCUUUCUUGAUGAUGUCAUUCCAGAAAAGGACAAGAAAAAGAAAGAGGAUGAGAAGAAAAAGAAAAAGAAGAAGGGAAGUCUGGACAGUGACAAUGAUGAUGUAAGGAACAUUCCAAAUUCCAAAGCAAAACUAGUUAACAAAUAUGAAAAAUGCCCUUUUUUAUACUUGAUGUGGGAUGGAGGGCUGAGUUCUAGGAAUGUUUAUUUGGCUGUAUGA